CGCGUGUUGAUAAGCUUCACUUAGAGAGUGGUAACAAGAUCAUCAUGCCUCAAUCCGCCCUUCACCGACUUGAAUACACCAAUGUCAAAUACCCUUUGGAAUUUGAGUGAUCUAAUCUUCGUUCAGGUAAAAUCACUCACUGUGGUGUUCUCGAGUUCACUGCCGAGGACGGUUUCAUAUACGUGCCUACUUGGAUGAUGGAAGUUAUGAAGAUUCAAGAAUAUGAUUCAAUAAAACUCAAGAAUGUAAGUUUAAUGAAAGCAGAGCACAUGAAGUUGCAGCCACACACUCAGGAUUUCUUGAAACUCUCGAAUCCAAAAGCUCUCCUCGAAACAAGUCUAAGAAACUUUUCUUGUUUAACCACUGGAGACACCAUCAUGAUCAUGCAUGACAACAAGAAGCUCUACAUUAAUAUACUGGAAACAAAGCCUUCUCCUGCUGUAUGUAUGAUCGAUACAGACUGUGAGGUCGAUUUUGCGCCGCCUUUGGACUAUGAAGAACCCAGAAAACCGGUGAAGAAGGUACUUGAGCCUUCUAAAGUUCCAGUUAAGCAGCAGGCGAUUGUUAAGGAAGAAGAAAAGGUUAAGGCUUUCAUACCAUUCAGUGGUAAAGCAAGGCGCUUGGAUGGGAUGCCAAGAUCGGGGCAGAAUGAGAAGGAGUUGCUUGCAGCAGAAGGCAAAGGCAAAAGUACAUGUGCAGAGGCGCCUGAGCCUCGUAAGGCUGGAGGAAAACUUGUAUUUGAUUCCAGGUCUGGGAAAGAAAAAGCUGAAGCGUCAGUGAAAGAGGAUACCAAACGAGAAGAAACAGUCAAGAGCACAGAGAAGUUCCAAUCAUUUACCGGGAAAAGUUUCAGGCUAACGCGUUGAUUGCUUAGCUUAGUUUUUUUCAUCAUUAAUUAC
Messenger RNA from Pistacia vera, 899 nucleotides. Its product is annotated as ubiquitin recognition factor in ER-associated degradation protein 1-like. The record is from RefSeq and is a predicted model, not a curated record. Gene Ontology annotation, cellular component: VCP-NPL4-UFD1 AAA ATPase complex. NCBI's taxonomy places the organism in Eukaryota, Viridiplantae, Streptophyta, Magnoliopsida, Sapindales, Anacardiaceae. The transcript has a single exon. Gene Ontology annotation, molecular function: polyubiquitin modification-dependent protein binding. Bases 195 to 866 code for a protein of 223 amino acids.